Sceloporus undulatus (fence lizard) is the source of this 840-nucleotide messenger RNA. Its product is annotated as taste receptor type 2 member 41-like. Lineage: Eukaryota; Metazoa; Chordata; Lepidosauria; Squamata; Phrynosomatidae. Gene Ontology annotation, molecular function: G protein-coupled receptor activity; bitter taste receptor activity. Bases 1 to 840 code for a protein of 279 amino acids. The record is from RefSeq and is a predicted model, not a curated record. The transcript has a single exon. Gene Ontology annotation, biological process: sensory perception of taste; G protein-coupled receptor signaling pathway; detection of chemical stimulus involved in sensory perception of bitter taste. Gene Ontology annotation, cellular component: membrane.
AUGUUUGCUCCCAAGUUAAUUGCUUCUUGGGUAACUACAGUUCUCUUGGGCAUCAGUGGGCUCAUCUCUAAUGGCUUUAUUGUUAAGAUGAUGAUCACUCAAUGGACCAAAUGCAGGAGCCUUGCAUCCAGUGAACAACUUUUUCUAAGCCUGGGUCUGUCCAAUUUGUGUGCAACAAUUGCCCUUUCUGUAUUCUACUUUGUUAUCAUUUUUGCACCAAGUUAUUUAACUUCUCAAUUAUCCUACUCCUUUGUCUUCUUUGCUGUGAUAUUCAGAUUUUGGCUCACUGCCUUACUGUGUUUCUUCUACUGCAUCAAGAUCGUGAACAGCACCCAUGCCCUUUUCCUUUGGUGCAAACUGAGGCUAUCAUGGCUAAUAAUGCGUUUCCUUGUGGGAUCUCUGCUCAUCUCCUUGUUUACUUUGAUUGUGACAUUCAGUAAUGUUUAUGUACUACCUCAAAAAAACAUGACAACCAAUGUGACAAGAAAGAGCCAAGAAAAAUCAAAAAUAGAAUAUUUCAUACGUUUUAAAUUGUUCUUUUCAACUAUUGGAUGUGUUGGUCCCCUGGUUAUGGUUUUCUUGUGUUCCUUUUUAGUUGUUGCCUCACUCUGUGGACAUGUCUGCCAAAUGAGAGGUAAAGAAUCCCAUUUGAGGAGUUUCCAGACAAAAGCUCAUAUCAAGGCAGCUGGGACAGUGCUCUCCCUCCUCUUCCUUUACAUUUUGUUUUUUGUGGCACAGAGCAGGAGUCUGACUGUGGAUAUGGGGGGAAAUGAAUCAUUCUUUGUCAAUACUCCCCCCAGUGUACUCUCCAGCUCAGGCUGCCAUCCUGAUUCUUACUAA